This is a messenger RNA of Sordaria macrospora k-hell, 7122 nucleotides long. RefSeq lists its product as uncharacterized. The record is from RefSeq and is a predicted model, not a curated record. Lineage: Eukaryota; Fungi; Ascomycota; Sordariomycetes; Sordariales; Sordariaceae.
AUGCCACCUACCUCUCCGUCAGCGUCAACCAUACCACAACAACAUCAACGCUCCCACGCCUCCAGCAGCAGCAGCAGCCCAUCCGCCACCGACGACCUCCCCAGCCUUCUCCUCCAAAUGCAAGAAACCAUUUCUCAGAUCCACCAAACCGUCACCGCCUUGCAAUCCUCUUCCUCCCCACAUGGCGGCGACAGCGAGGAGCACGCCAAGCUCACAGAGAUCGAAUCCCGGAAGAGAUUUUUGGAGAGGAGAAGAGCUGAGGAUGAAGAGUUGGCGAGAAAGAGGAGGGAGGAAGAUGCGCAAUGGGAGGAGAAGCUGAGAAAGGAGGAUGAGGAGAGGGAGCAGAGGCUGGAAAAGGAAAAGGGCGAGGUGGAGAGGGAGACGGAGGAAUUGAUGGGGGAGAUUGAGAGGGGGUGGGAGAGACGGUGGGAGGAAGGACGGGGGGUGUUGAGGGGGUUGGAGGGGAGGAGGAAGGAACUCAACCGGCUUAUCGAAGAAAAGCUGCAAGCGCAUACCGAGACCCCCUUGGUGUUGAACACAAGGGGUAUCCGAGAGGCAAGGACGAGUAGCGUUCCUAAGAUUGAGCCGGAGGAGCAGACUUCCCAAGCCCAAGAGAUGGCCAAGACGACCGAGACGCAGAGCAAUGAAAGGGGCUUCCUCCCUGCGGCUGCCUUCGAGAGCGCUCCCCCCGACCUCGACCAGGACUACAACAAGUCUGAAAGCGAAAUCCAUGUCCAGCAAGAGGAGGAAACAGUUGCUCGCGGCGGCAACGAGGAGGAUGUGGACGCAGCAGCACCUCCGCCAUCCUACCUACAAGAAAAGAUGGCAUCAUUGAGCAUGGACCACCUCAACGAACCCAACUCUCUUACCAGCCACAGUCCCAGUCCUAUCCCCGUUUCCGUCCCCGUCAGCUCAAGACCUACUUCUCCAGUCGGACGUACAUUGUCAGCCAUCGACAUGGAAGACACUAUAACAGCAGAUGAUGUAGAUGAUAUCGAAGACGUCCCAUUCGAAAUCGACGAACCCGUCCCGUCGGCAGAACUUCCUAAUGGUCAUGUCCAUAGCCACGGACAUGAACAGCGGCAUCUCGAAAUCAAGACGGAAAGGGAAACCGCAGACAGGGACUGGGACAGGGACACGGACAGGGACACGGAUACAAGCACCAAAACAAGCCCAGUGGACGUCGAGUUCCAGGGUUUGCCGAUCCGCGCACAUCCCAUGGAUGAGAAUAUCCACUUGGACGAGUUCGCUGAGGUUGAAGAAGAAGAAGAGGAUGAUGGGGACGGGGAGAAGGGUGAGGGUGAGGGUGAGGGUGAACAUUUUGGUUUGCCGUCGGUUGAGCAUGAGCAUGAGCAUGAGCAUGAGCAUGAGCAUGGUGGAUCUACUGAGACUGAGACUGAGACUGAGGCACAAACUGAGACUGAGACUGAGGCACAAACUGAGACUGAGACUGAGGCACAAACUGAGACUGAGACUGAGGCACAAACUGAGACUGAGACUGAGACUGUUGUCGAGCAGCGAGCUGUUGAUGUCAAGGAAGAGUUCCGCGGGAGGGCAGAUAGUUUGGGGAUUAUCCACCCCCCUCCAGCUCCUACUGCGGUCUCCCACAAACAUGAUGUUGGUCGUGGUGUAGCUGAGGUAGCUGGAGAGCCAAACCAUACCUCCAGCCCGGAGUCCGAAACCUCAGACUACACGCCUUACUCACAGCCCACACCGGCUUCGCCUACUAUUGCUUCCCAGGACUAUCAGACUGGGGCUGCUCAGGGAUACUUCCGCCAGUCCGAAGCUGCCGCUGCUGCUAGAGAAGGACACCCCGAAGCAGAUACCGGCACCGUCGAACAACCCAACCCCAACCAAGAACAACAGCUCGCCAACACCAACACUACCCCCGACUCAAAGUCAGAGCCACAGUCAGAGCCGGCACACCCUGGCCCCGACCAAGAAGACGUCGACACCGUCCCCUCCGACGACAACGCAGACGGCCACUCCAUCUCCACCGCCUCCGAGCGUGGUUCCUACUCGGACAUCAACGAGCCUGUAUCUCCCACCUCCCCGACUGCGGCAAAAGCGGAGGAGGAGGACGCUCGGGAUGCGGACUUUGUUCCUGGCCAGGAUGUGGAGACUCAGGCUAGGGAGGUACGGGUUUUGGAGGGUGUGGGGAAGGGCGAAGAGGAGGCUGAAGAGGGGAAAGGAGAGAUGCCGAGUGAGGAAGUGCUACGAGGCCUGACUGGCGCUGAUCAUGAGCAUUUUGAUCCUGUUGAGAGCGUGGGGCGUACGAUUGACGAGGUUGAGGAUGAGUGGGAGGAACAGCAACAUCACGAGAAGAACCAUGACCAUGAGCAUGAGCAGCAGCAACAGCAGCAGCAGCACGAGCGCAAACAAGAGGAAGGCCGCCAGCAUGAGGGCGAACACGAGCAAGAGCAAGAACAGGCCGUCCAUGCAGAAGCGGUAGAGAAAGAAGUCCUAGAGAAGCAAGUUCUUCAAGGCUUCGUUGACGACCCCGUCGGUCCGGCGCACGAUAGCCGGUUUGAGCUGGAAGCGGAGGCCAUGAGGGCAAGGGGAGUGUUGGAGCCGCAUGCUAGUCAGGUGGACUUGGGAGAGGGCAGCUGUGAUGACGAUGCUAUUAAGUAUGAAGAGGGGGAGAGUCCCGUGAUGGGUGUUGAAGGCGUGGUAGAGCCUCCUGCGACGCCUUCAGCUGGUGCUGAGGCCGAGUCUGAGCAUGAGCAUGAGCAUGAACCCGAGCCGGUCCCGGUCGAGGAGCUGGUCAAGGAACAGGAAGAGAUGGGACUUGGCCGACCCGAACCACACGACUCUACUGAGGAUGACCGAGACAACAACGAAGUACAGACCACACCAGUGCAAAUCCUCGACAUGGACCGCCACCCCCUCGACGAUCACUCUCACGUCUCCCACGUCGUCGGCGUAGCCCUCACCCACAGCGACGCAGUGCACAUGAUACACACCCCUAUCGAAGAAGGCGAUCAUGUGGAACCAGCCCAUUACUUCGUCAACCAGCAUCACGUUCCCCAUAGCGCUGAUGAGUUCUAUACCCCAGCCGAGGUCACUCUCCGUGGUUAUGAUCAUCAGGGGCGCCAAGGACAUCCCGAUGCUUUCUACAAUCCUGCUGCUCAUGCAGAUGACCAUACGGAGAAGGAGCACCGCGAGCUUGAGCGUGAACAUGAGGUCCCCGACGUCAGCGACCAGGUGGAAGACCUAGAUGACACCCAACCUCGCUACCAGCUUUACGAACGCCCCUACACCCCCAGCGACUUUGCUCCUACGCCCAUGGAGGCUAGUUUCCAUCAUAUCGAACACGUCAGUCCCAGUCCCGGGCAUGACACACAUCAUGAAGUUCCAUAUGGACAUGGACAGCCCGAGGUGGUGGUCGUUACUCCACAACAUGAACCCGACGUGGAUAAUGAGGGUGAGAAUUCUGCUCCUGCUGGAUACUUGCGCGAUCAUGAUGCACCAACCCAUGCCGCCGCAACAGAUAUGGAAGAACCGCACAGAGAGGGAGAUGAAGGAGAAGGAGAAGGGGAAAGAGAAGGAGGAGGUUUGGUGGAAGAUAAUGUUGAUGAGAAUGAGAUAGGCCAUCCGCUUGAGAGGGUGCCUAGCCAUCAGGAUGUCCAUGUCGAACAUGAACAUGAAGAAAGUCCAGGACCGAGUGUCAGUGUGGAUGACUUCCCCAUGCCUGGUGGUGUUCCCGCCCCUGGACAGUCGCAGGUUCAUGUUGCUCAUAGUGAGCAUGAGCAUCCUCGUGGUCCUGAGCAUUACCUUGAUCAGUGUGAAGACGACAUGGACGUCGCCGAGAACUUUCGGGUUCACGAAGGGCAGGAAGAUGACGUCGAGAAUUUUCGGGUUCACCAGGAACAUGAAGACAAGUCCGAGUCCGAAGAGAGUUCAGAAGAAGACUUUGAGGGUAGACAUGAUGAAAUUGUUCUUCACCACUUGGAUGCCAUUGCUGAGGAGGGCGAUGAGGAAGUGGAAGAUGAGGUCGGCCAUGGUGUUGAGCGACGGGAUAUGGCUGAGAUUGCCGUUGAGGGUCAUGCGCACGAUGAGGACCAGGACCAGGCCGUCUACAGGGAGGUGGAAGAAGGUUUGUCGGACCAAGACGACGACGUCCGCAGCAUUCCGGCUGAUGAGAGCAACGUAACGCUGCCGAACGACGUCGUCCGGUCUGAUCCCGAGGUUAAUGCUGAAGUUGAGGCUGAAGUUGAGGCUGAAGCUGAAGCCGAAGCCGAAGCCCGGGAGCUCGUCACCCAUCCCCAACAUGAAGACGCCGCCGCCGUCGAGUCAGCGCCGGCUGAUAUCCAGCAUGAGACGUACGACACCACUAUCUCUACAAGCCACAACCUCGCCCGUCAACAAACUUACGGCACUGAAGCAACGGAAGACUCUGAUGCCGAUAACUCAACCGAGCCCUCCGAGCCGGAACGGAUCCAUGAAGAAGGUCCCGAUCCGAGACUUUUGGAGGAGCAACCUGUACUUGAUGAAGCGCUUGAGCUCAAGCCUGGUUAUCCUGUCGCUGAGGGGGAGCAUGCCCCUCAUGAAGGACAGGUUGACGAAGACCACGUCCACAGCCAGCCAGGUCCCGAAGACGACGAAUAUGAUCCCUUCCGUUACUCGCCUCCCAAGAAAUCUACCGCUGAAGGGCAAGUUACCCCCUGCACCUCCCCUCUUCUUUCCCACUCCCACUCCCAGUCAACAGUCAUCUCUUCAUCCGCCUCCGUUAAAGUUACCACCUCUGACUCUUCUGCUGCACAUAGGGAUGAUGACGUUAACGAAGCCGCCACCAACGGCGAAUCACAGGAACCGGAACACGAACAGACUGUCAAGCACGUGGAGGAUGAUGUACGCGUGGACGACACGGAGCAGCCCGACGUCGAACGACCAUCUGACGAGGUUUUGAGCUCGAGGGUGGAGGACGUGAUGCUGCACCAUGGUGGACAAGCGGCGAGGAGCGAGAGGGGUUUGGCGGAGGAGUUGGACGAUGUUGGUUCUGGCGAAGGGGAGGACGAGGAACACGCCCGUCAUUAUGACCACCAUGGUCCUGAAGAAGAGGAGGUGGCGGUUCAUGAGCAGCACAAGGAGCAUGCUGGCCGCGGAUAUCGAUCUAGUGAUGAGGAAGAUGAGGAGACGCUUGCUGAUGAUGAGGCUAAUCGCACUUAUCAUGGCCAUCGUGACCAUCAUCAUCGUGACAACGGUCACUCACACCAUACCUCUAACCAGCACGAGGAGGUCGAGGUCGAGGCCGACGCCCAACCGUCACAAGAGGGCCAUCUCGAGCCUCCUGUCUUGCAACUCAUUGAGCCUAGCGAUACGUCGGAGACAUCGUCCAUCUCUGCCUCUUGUCAUCCACACGCUGUGACAAGGGAGGAAGACAUGGGCAGGGACUGGAGCGAGGUGGACCAGUUCUUGUCCGAGUCGGAGUCGGAGUUGGAUUCUGAGGAUGAGCCUGCCCGGGGACAUGUUGAACAUGUGGAGGAGGCUGGUAGUGAUGCGGCUGCUGAUACUGUUGCUCAUGCACAUCCCUCGCUUGAUCUUGAUAUCGACGCUGAAGUCGAAGCUGCUCUGGAGACUCCGGCCCCUGAACAACAUCCCACUCUCGAUGUCGACAUUAAUGCGGAAGUCGAGGCUGCUUUGGAGACCCCGGCUACGGAGGCCAGUCCUGCUGAGGACACGGCCCAGCUGCAUGAAUACUACGCUGAACAGGCCGCGAUGCAUCACUCCCCUGAGCUUGCGCAAAGGCAUGUGCAGGAGCCAGACGCCGAGGUUGCUUCCCACGACCAGGGUCACCAUGAUCAAGACAAUGAGCCAUCGACCUCCCCUAAGCAACAGUCUGAGCCGCAGUACGUCCUAGAUGAAGAAGAGGUUACUGUGACUCCAGCUCACCACCACGACCUCCCCCCUCUCACAAUCCCCGCCACUCCCCCUUCGCCAAUCCGCAAAGUUGAUGACCACGACAACAACCAGGACAACACCCACGACGCCCACGACGCCCACGACUUCCAAUCCCCAGAAGAAGACCAAGAGUUCAUCCCUCGCGACGUAACCAACCGCCCCUGGCGCUCCGACACCGUCAACACCACCGCCACCUACGCCACAGCCGAUACCACUUCCAACACCGUUCCCACCGUCUCCUCGCCUCAAUCCGCCCGUAGCGGGACUACCCUCUCCUCCGGGCCCUCCUCUCCCGUCCCUGACCACGAGGUUGACUCCGGUGCUCAAGACCCUCGCAUCCGUGAUAGCAUCGGCGCUAACAUCGGCGGCGGUCGCGCUCGCGGUCUGACGGAUGUGAGUAUGGGUGAUUACAGCGGUGGCGGGUAUGGAGCUUACAACUACGUGGAUUCUCAUUCACAUGGUCAUGAUGUCAAGGACCGGGACAGGGACAGGGAUCAGCCGGUGCCGAAGGGCACAAAGGUGAUGGAGAUGUGGCAUCAACGGGAAGCAAAUCUUUCUCAGUCGAGGACUGGGAAUGACAUAGAGGAGGUGAGGUUGUCGGGUGAUAGUGAGCGGUCCCACUCACGCAACCGUGGGGCUUCUGGUUCCGGCUCCGGAAGUGGUUCUGGCGGUGGCAGUGGAGGAGGCAGCUCCCUCUUCCAACGCAUGCGUUCAGUGUUUGAACAAUCUUCUUCAUCCUCGGCACCAGCAGCUGCAGCUGCAACAUCAACCAACAGGGUGUCAAUGCCCUCCUUCUUCACCAAGUCCCACACUCCCAGCCCUUCUCAGUCUCUGUUCGAGAACAGCAAGCAAAGACCGAUGAGCACAUCGCCUUAUUCCCAUGGCUCCCGUCACAGAGAUGGACACGCCCACCACAUGCACUCUGCGGAAGAUACGACCACAGCAACGGCCACAGAGCAAGUACAAGCCGAAGAAGCAGGUGAACACGGCGCCUUGCUACAAGCCGACGACCGGGAUGCUUCAAGCGAUGAUGGCUACGACGAGGAAUAUGAACGCCAGCGCGAAAGGGAGAGACAAAAGAGGAGGGAAAGGAGGAGACAUGAGAGGGAGAAGGAGGAGUGGAGGGAACGGCAUGGGAUUCUGCAUUCUUAUGAUUAUGGUGAGCAGGGGUAUGGGCACAGUACGAGUCGGUAUGACUAUGGAGAGUACAGGCCGGAGUAA